Asterias rubens (European starfish) is the source of this 3075-nucleotide messenger RNA. RefSeq names its product toll-like receptor 7. Gene Ontology annotation, molecular function: transmembrane signaling receptor activity; protein binding. The record is from RefSeq and is a predicted model, not a curated record. Bases 70 to 2286 code for a protein of 738 amino acids. Lineage: Eukaryota; Metazoa; Echinodermata; Asteroidea; Forcipulatida; Asteriidae. Gene Ontology annotation, cellular component: plasma membrane. Gene Ontology annotation, biological process: toll-like receptor signaling pathway; immune response. The transcript has a single exon.
AAGAAUGUGACAAACUUAUCCCUUAACAACAAUAAAAUUGUGACUAUUUCUUCUAGAGCAUUUGCAGGAAUGGCUAAAUUAAUCAGUUUGUAUCUAAAUGCAAACAACAUCUAUAAGCUAUCCAAUGGAACUUUUCAAAGUUGUGGUCGUCUUAAAAUUCUGAACUUGUCUAAAAAUAACAUAAGUUUCAUUGAAGGCGGGACAUUUUCAUCUAUGGCUUCUUUGGUUGACUUGGAUCUACAGGGGAAUAAACUACACCACUUGGAGCCCGGUUUGUUUCGUGGAUUGACGCAUCUGAAAUACCUCAACCUUAGCUAUAAUGAGUUAGAGAGCCUCCCGCUUGGACUUUUUGAUGAUCUGACGUCACUGAAGGAACUUAGACUUGAUUACAAUUCACUCCUAGACUUCAAUCAGUCUCCGAACAUUGGAACCCCUAUGAGCGAGCUAGCAACACUCAACAUAUCGCAUAACGCGUUGGAAAAAAUAACACCAUUUCUUCUUCAAAUGAAAAUGACGAAUCUAGUUACUGUUGAUUUCUCAUACAAUAGAAUUAAAAGUCUUGAGUCUGGUGCCGUGUCAAGUUUACCAUUAUUACGAACACUUGAUUUUAAGUGCAACUUAUUAUCACAUGUGGAGUUUGGUGCUAUAUCAACUCUUCCUAAACUGAUAUCUGUCGACUUCCGGUUUAAUCAGUUUAACUACGUACCAGAAGGAUUUGUGGAUUGGUUUAUUGUCGAUAUCAACCGAGAAUCAGCUAUUUCUCUCUUUAUGGCAGGUAAUCCAUUCGAAUGUGAGUGUUAUUUCGCUUACCUAGUGAGAGUUACCGGGAAACAAUAUUAUUAUCCAAUCCAAUUAAAUGACGUCAAUGAAUACGUAUGCGAAACACCGUCGUUAGUGAGAGGUACAAAGUUAAUGCAACUUGACAAGAAUAAGUUCUGGUGCCCACUUGAUCCUUGUGUUAUACCAGAAUGUGAAUGCUACAACAGAACAAUAGACAACGGACUAUUCAUUCUUUGUAAUGGCAUCAACACAGUAAGUAAUUUGCAUGCACACCCGUUUCCAGUUUCCAUGGUUAUAUUUGAGUGCAUUGGCUGUUUUGUAAUGGGAUAUGAUUUACCUAACGAUAGUUUUUCCGGUCUCAGGCAUUUGCAAACGCUUAUUUUGAGUAACACCAGUCUGACCUUAAUUAAACCGGGAACUUUUUCCGACUUGUCAAAUCUUGAAACAAUGUCUCUUAAAAAUAAUCAACUGUACGAACUCAGAAGUCGUGAAAUGAUUAAUAUGACGUCAUUGCUAGAUAUAGAUCUGCAUAAUAACAAACUUGAAUAUGUAGAAGAUGAUUUGUUUACGUCAAGUCAAAGAAUACAACGUAUUGACUUGAGUGACAAUAAUCUACAAACACUUCCGGAUGGAUUGUUCAACUCUGCGGAUGAUCUGCAAUCAUUGCGUAUCCAUGACAACCCUUUUAUUUGUAACUGUUCUCUGUUGUGGCUGAAACAGUGGAUGCAAGCAAAUUACCGUAUCGUACAGGACAUCCAGAGCGUUCAGUGUGUUGUAAACGAAACCACAGACGUCUGGGAACCUGUCGUCAAGGUACCCGAUCAAGAUUUUGUAUGUACGAAUGGAAGUGACGUCAUCAUCAAAAUAGUGACUAAUUUGGACGGUGGGUUGCUGGCUGCAAUUUGUUGCACCGUUUUUAUCAUUUUUGUAGUGAUUAUUGUAUGCAUAAGGUACAGGUAUUUACUUCGGGUUCUAUUGUAUACUCGUAUUGGAAUUCACUUUGCAGAUGACGAAGGUGAGAACGAAGGUGAAUUCGUUUACGAUGCAUAUCUUGCAUACAGUGAUGACAACAUUAAAGAGGCUAUCCAAGAUGUAUGCGCCAGGCUAGAGGCAAGGGCGCCACCUUACGUUCUCUGCUUUCGUCAUCGUGACUUUCCAAUCGGUAGCUCCAACGCAUCCACUAUUGUGGAAUCGAUUAACUCGAGCAAGAGAACGAUCAUAUUUCUGAGUGAAAGUUUCCUUCAAAACGAGUGGUGUUCUCUAGAAUUUCAAGUUGCCCAUGCGCAAACUCUUUCAGGAAAACUAAACCGUUUGAUUAUAAUUCUACUUGAAGAUAUACCCAAGGACUUACUGAGCGAAGAUAUUAAACUUCAAAUGACUGUAAAUCGAUGUUUGCGCAUGACAUCCCGUCUGUUUUGGGACCAACUUGUUUACGCUUUACCCAAUAAGAGAAAACAAAAACAAAACCAGAAUGGAUUCGAGCUCAUACCAAAUACAGAUCUUUAGCAGAAGAUACCUGCAUUUUUAUUGUCUUUUUAAGCUUGCAGAAACUAAAAAUAACAACGACCGAAAUUCUCAGAUGUGUACAUAGUAUUGUCCCUAAACUUGUGGGCAAGUCGUUAAUGGUCCGCCGAGGUGGGAUAGUCGAGUUGUGGCGGAGCUCUCGCGAGAUCACUGCUCUUGCGCGAACUGUCCUAUUCACCGUAGUUGUGAGAGCGGUAGUGUCGCGGGCACGCAGUCUCGCAAGUUUUCCGCGGGAAUCGCGGGAGAUUCGGAACGCAAUCACCGCAAUAAACGUUUAACGACUUGUCCACAAGUCUAUACUGUCCCUGAGUCACACAGACAAUAAUAUGUAAUAUGCAUACUAGUUAGUACGUAUAGUGGAUUAGUCAAUUUAAUUAAUUGCUUUGUAAUGUUCAAGUUUGCUGUAACUUCCUAAUGAUUUGGUAUUGAGCCGAUUCAUUUUUCUGAUUGUUAUGUCUUUUUUGAUAGAGUGUUAAAUUUGCAUCGGGGAUAGAGAAUAUUAAUUUUGGUUUUUACCCAUACACCGAUGUGUGUUACCACUGUAUAUACUCAGUACUUUCCCGAGUCCUGUGAAAACAAAUGUAUUUUUUAUAAAUAUUCUAAAUAAUGAACAAACCAUCUUUCUACACUGAAACAAUUCCUCUAACUAUAAGCAAGUUACGUUAAAGCCAUUAUACACUUUCGGUAGACAGUAUUGUCAAAGUCCUAUCAUACACUUCGUGUAUCACAACUUAUAUAUAAAAUAACAAACCUGUGAAAAUUUAGGCUCAA